This is a messenger RNA of Olea europaea var. sylvestris, 1562 nucleotides long. RefSeq lists its product as uncharacterized. The coding region runs from base 319 to 1371 and encodes 350 amino acids. NCBI's taxonomy places the organism in Eukaryota, Viridiplantae, Streptophyta, Magnoliopsida, Lamiales, Oleaceae. The record is from RefSeq and is a predicted model, not a curated record. The transcript has 5 exons.
UUGAAAUGAUUCUGAACAAGUUUUGACAAAAAACAUAAUAAUGAUCAAUUCUUGGAUCUUCUUCAAAUCAAAUCCCUGCAAGCAAAGCAAAGAACAACUCACAUUUCACAAGCAUUAUUAUGUUAAGCAGCAAAACUUAGCAGAAUCAUCUGCUUGCUGUUAAAUAGUUGUCAAUAACCAAUCUACAGACGAAAUACAACUCUAAAGCAAUUUACUUUCGUUUCAAAGUCGAAAGAAAAGUGCGGGAAUUUUGAAGAAGGAACUACCCACAAACAUCAAAAUACAGAGAUUUCUUUGGAUACAUAUCUGUAUGGUGAAAUGGUGUUCAGGAAAGUAGUAGGUUUGAUGAUGGGGUGUUUGGGAUUGUCAAAGCAGCCUACCAGAGCUCUCCCUUUUGCUGAAAUUAGUGGUUCUCUGCAAAUUGAUCAAAUAGUUAAUAAUUCCCCAAGAAUCAGACUCAAUGAUGGAAGAUUUUUGGCUUACAGGGAGAGAGGAGUCCCCAAGAACAAGUCCAGUUACAGAGUCAUUGUUGUUCAUGGCUUUGGCAGCUCCAAAGAAAUGAACUUUAUGGCACCCAAAGAACUUUUGGAUGAGUUGAGUAUAUAUCUAUUGCUAUUCGAUCGAGCUGGAUAUGGUGAAAGUGAUCCAAAUCCAAAAAGAUCGUUAAAAAGUGAGGCAUCUGACAUAGAGGAACUAGCCGAUAAGCUACAAUUAGGAUCCAAAUUUUAUGUAGUUGGAGUCUCCCUUGGAUGCUAUCCCACCUGGAGUUGCCUCAAGCGUAUACCAAACAGGCUAGCGGGUAUUUCGCUUGUGGUUCCGUAUAUAAAUUACAAAUGGCCAUCUCUUCCUGCUGAUUUGACUAAGGAUGAUUAUCGAAGAGGCCUUUCCCGGUGGAUGUAUAGGGUUGCUUGCUACACUCCAGGAUUAUUACACUGGUGGCUGACUCAGAAGUUGUUUCCAUCAUCUACUGUCCUCGACAGAAACCCUGCGUUUUUUAGUAACAAAGACUUAGAGGUGUUGAAGAACUCGCCCGGCUACCAAUUGCUCUGUCAGAACAAGCUGAGGGAGCGAAGCGUGUUUGACUCACUAUGCCGUGACUUUAUGGUUGCUUUCGGAAAGUGGGACUUCGAUCCCAUGGAUUUACGCAAUCCAUACCCUCAAAAGGAAAGCUUAGUUCAUAUAUGGCAAGGUUACGAGGACAAGGUCGUACCAUUUCAAUUACAAAGAUAUGUGUGGAAUAAACUACCUUGGAUUAGAUAUCAUGAAGUUCCUGAUGGAGGUCAUUUGCUAAUAUAUGAUACUGCAGUAUGCGAAGCCAUCUUGAGGUCUCUUUUACUUGGAGAAGAUUCUCCUUUGUACAGACCUCAAUAGGACGAUCUGUCGACUGUCGACCUUCUUUCAUUCUUGCCAUCCUUCAAAUAACUUGUAAAGUAGUUUCAUUACUAUUCAUACAAAGAGUGACGUUUUAUUUGUUUCAAGAAGCUAUCAUUUGUAAAUGAAAUUCCAAUUAUUCAAAAAUUAAUAGAAUUCUGCAGAAAUGAAAAUCACUGCUGCAGAGACUC